ACAAACUGUAGAGACUAAUUUGCUCGUUUACUAAAUGUGAAAUCGUCAAGCCGUGUGUUUCGUUGCCGUUGGUUUUGGUAGAGAGUUCUCCAAAAGCCCAGUUCUUCUUUAUCGGGUAGAUUAAUGUUUUAAUGAAAAUUUAGCAUAGUAGUAUUAUAUUAUAGCACUAUUACACUAUAUGGCAAUUGACAAUCAACAUGCAAUCCUUGAAAUUUCCCUAAUUCAAUUCAGGUGACCCAGUUUCGCCUAAAAGCUAGCUGAUAUUUAAGGGCGAUGAGACAAACAGCUGAUAAGGAUCGAUGUGGAAAAUAUUUGCUUAGUUACUGACUCAUCUGUUAUUGAAAAUUUUAAUGAAACCAGUUGGACGACAUACCUGUAGUAGCUUCAAAAAUGGCUCAUCAUCAUUUCUGUUCGUUCGGUUUUUGUUUUCUAUUUUUGCUAUUGUGGGCCAAUUAUUUGGUCGGAGCUGAACUUCCGUUGGAAGAACAAUUACGGGAACUGAGGGAAAAUUACAUGCAAUUUAAGGAAGCCAUGGAGGUGAAAGUUUCCCGGCUGGAAAUGGAAGACGCUCGACUAAAGGCGCUGCUUGAGCUGAAGGAUCGGCAACACGAAAUUCUGGCCGAAAAAGUAAGUCGACUGGAACUGCGAAACGAACGGGAAACAAGCCGCCAAUUAGCGGGAAGGAACGCAAUACUCAGAACUUGUCGGGAAAUUAGGGCGGCUGAUCCUUCCGCUAGUUCCGGAAUGUACUGGAUCGAUCCUGACGGUCAAGGAGUCGGCGAUGACCCGAUUUACGUCCACUGCGACAUGGCGUCAGGAUCGACUGCUAUUCCGCACGACAGUGAGUCGUCGAUGGAUGUGGGACACUGCGCUGACCCUGGAUGCUAUUCCAGAACAAUUAGUUACAAUGCCAGCAGCCGACAAAUGUUGGCUUUGGCCGAGCUUUCCGUCGAAUGCCACCAGUCAAUCAAAUACGAUUGUAACUUUGCGCCGUUGGAAUUCAAUUUAAUAUCCUACUCCUGGUGGAACGACAGAAACGGAAAUUCAAAAACUUUCUGGGCCGGUGACAACACGGACGUUCACCUUUGCCAGUGCGGAUUGGAUGGAAAUUGUGUCGAUCCUUCCGUCCAAUGCAACUGCGACUCGAUGGCUCCAGUGCCAUUAGUUGACGAUGGUACAAUAACGGACAAAAAUGUUCUUCCUAUCACUCGACUGAACUUUGGUCGAACGCAAUUGGAAACUUCGUCCGGUGUCCAUACACUGGGCCACUUCGAAUGUACCGGACAAGUGGCCGUCAGUGGAAUGCCAAGUUCAUGUGCAGAUUUGUGGAGAACUGGACACUCCCUGAGCGGAUUAUAUUCAGUCGUGGGAACAGCAAUGGUCGAAAGUGUUUACUGUGACUUUGCCAAGUUACCUAGCGACUCCAGUUUCCAGACCUGGAUCGGGUUCGAAGAUGUGAAAUCAUCGCCCACUUACUUUUACGUUCAGAUAUCUAACUCUUCAUUCAAUGUACCAAAUGUUCCCAUAACAUUUGACGCCGCACGACUAAACGUGGGAGGAGCCAUGAAUUUAGAAACGGGCAAAUUCACGGCGCCACGAAAGGGCAAAUAUUUUUUCUCGGCAUCCGGACUUGGAACUAUUUCGGCAUCUUCAUCUAGAUUUUAUGGUAAUAUUCAUAUCGUGUGGAACGGUAACCGAAUCGGAGGUAGUGUUUCAGAUGACUCCGCAAAUGUUAGUCAAUUCGAACUAUUUUCCUUGCAAUCGACACUCAAUUUGCAAGCGGGUGACCAAAUCUGGUGGGAGAUAGGAAACAUGAGUCCAGGAUUUAAUAUAUACCCCAAUGGUUAUAAUAAUUUUAGCGGUGUUCUCUUGGAAGAAGAAAUUACCGAUUCACUAAAAACAAUAUGAUAAAUUCACUCAAUCAAAUUAAUUGUUAUUGCUCUUAUUAUCUGCGUUAUUCAUUUGUGCCAGCCUUUUAUUGAAUACAACUCGUACAAUUUA
Messenger RNA from Daphnia pulex (common water flea), 2001 nucleotides. RefSeq names its product neurexin-4-like. Lineage: Eukaryota; Metazoa; Arthropoda; Branchiopoda; Diplostraca; Daphniidae. Bases 391 to 1908 code for a protein of 505 amino acids. Gene Ontology annotation, molecular function: protein binding; extracellular matrix structural constituent. The transcript has 7 exons. The record is from RefSeq and is a predicted model, not a curated record.